This is a messenger RNA of Uranotaenia lowii, 672 nucleotides long. RefSeq lists its product as uncharacterized. Bases 68 to 613 code for a protein of 181 amino acids. The transcript is spliced from 2 exons. NCBI's taxonomy places the organism in Eukaryota, Metazoa, Arthropoda, Insecta, Diptera, Culicidae. The record is from RefSeq and is a predicted model, not a curated record.
AAUCAUAGCUAUAAAUUAGGAACAUAACGACCGAAGUACCGGGGAAACAGUAGAACAAUAUUGAAAAAUGGUUCACAUUACUGGUGUCAUUUUUGUAGUAGCAUUUUUUCACGCUUAUAGUGCGAAGCAAAUGCAUUACGAAUUUCAACGAGUCGAGCAAGUCGGUGGUGAGGAUAUGUUUGAUUGUCAGAUACGGAUAAGAAAGUUCAAUCGAACUGCUCCAGUCAUAACUGGUCCCACAACGUAUUUCAAAGACAUGGACAAUACCUAUACGCUCGAAAUGAAAACCGCGUACAGUCCACUUGGCAACAAUCAGUUCAACGAGUAUCCCAUGAGUUUUAAGAAGCAAAAUUUGUGCGACUUCGUCAACACAACCUACCGAGAGUAUCAGGAAUUUUUAAAAGAACCUGGAACGAACUAUACCCAGGUCACUGGAGAAGGUUUGUGUCCAUGGCCCAAGGGUACUUACAGCUUCAACGAUUUGCUCCUGACCGAUACCAGUCCUGUUCCGCCGGUUAUUCCUUCCGGGCUGUGGAGAGCUACCUUUGUUUACCAAGGGCCAAACGAUCAAAAGGGUUCCAUUCUGUUUUUCAUAAAGGUGUGGUAUACAUAAUGAUUUGUUGUAUUUGAAUUCAUUAAAUUUGUUUGUGUUAUAUGAAAACUAAUAACAAA